Messenger RNA from Symbiodinium pilosum, 269 nucleotides. Lineage: Eukaryota; Dinophyceae; Suessiales; Symbiodiniaceae. The record is from the annotation of a GenBank genome assembly.
GCCAAGCUGGGCCUCGCCCCAGGGUGCGCAGCGCCUUCGCAGCAGCCUGCGAGCUGGGCGACCUUGAGGAGGUGCGUCGCCUCCUUGGCCUUCGCCCGGCCCUGGCGGAACAAGCAGACGAACUUGGCGUUACUCCUCUGAUGUUUGCAGCUUCAGGAGGCUCGCCGGGCACGUGCGAGGUUUUGCUUGAGGCGAAGGCCAUGUUGGAGACACGCAAUCCUCUUGGCUGGACCGCCCUAACUUGGGCCGCGCUCCGGGCGCGUAAAGAG